GGGUGACGCAAUCUUGCGCAGCCGGCCAGGCGUACGGCGGCAGCGUGUGUCGGAUCACGUAACUUCCCCGAAUGGCCUCCGCAGUGGGACGUGCAUGCGCAGGUCCUCCCCUACACGCGAGGGACGGGGCCAGGGCCACCGCGGCCAAUCGGCGUCGCCUUCGCCGGCGCCGCGCCCCGCCUCCCCAUCCGUCGGGCAGGCUGUCCGUUCCGGGGCCUAGUCCUCGGAAGCUCGGCGGCGGCGGCCGGGCGGUGUGUGCGCGGCCCGCGAGGAAGAGGGCGCUAGGCCUGGGUUCCGAGUCGGGCUCAGGGGCCACGCGCGGGCCGGGAGGCCGCCGGGGAGUCGGGGCUGGCCUAGCUGUCGGCGGGCGAGGGCAGAAGCAGCCACCUGCGGCCAUUGCCCCGCCGACCGGCGGGCGCUGAGGAUCUGGACCGGGCAGAGCUGUUCCUGGGAAGAAGAAACAUGGAGAGUGGUGCAGUUCUGCUGGAAUCCAAGUCCUCCCCGCUUAACCUUCUGCAUGAAAUGCACCAGCUCCGGCUGCUGGGUCACCUGUGCGACGUGACUGUCAGCGUGGAGUACCAGGGCGUCCGGGAGGAAUUCAUGGCCCACAAGGCGGUGCUGGCAGCCACCAGCAAGUUUUUUAAGGAAGUGUUUCUUAACGAGAAGACUGCGGACGGCUCGAGGACUAACGUCUACUUAGACGAAGUGCAGGUGGCUGACUUCGCUUCUUUUCUUGAGUUUGUCUACACUGCAAAGGUCCAGGUGGAGGAAGAUCGGGUGCAGCGAAUGCUGGAAAUGGCAGAAAAGCUGAAAUGUUUGGACUUAUCUGAAACUUGUUUCCAGUUGAAGAAACAGAUGUUAGAGUCGGUACUUUUGGAGUUGCAGAAUUUCUCGGAGUCUCAGGAGGCAGAAGGGAGCAGCGGCUCCCAGGUCUCUGCUGCUGUCUCCCCUGAUGCUCGGGCAGGUGUGGCUGCGGACAGCCCUCUGGCCAACGGCGUCGCGGGUUCCUUGGAUCCCCCAGCAGCAAGAAUCGGCAACAGCCUGUUGCCAGAUCUGCCCUCGAGAAAGUCCAGGGAGAAGCCAGACAAGAGAAAAGAGAUCGCUAAGUCCCCCUACCCCAAGCUCAGAAGGGCUAGCGGGAGGCUGGCUGGGAGGAAGGUGUUCGUGGAAAUCCCUAAAAAGAAGUACACUCGACGACUCCGAGAGCAGCAGAAGAGUGCCGAGCAGGACGCCGGGGACCGCGGGGGCCCCCGUGAGCCCAGCCCAGACGCCGGGGGAACGGUGAAGGAGCUGGUCACAGUCACGAAAGACGAGGAGGACGGUGGGGCUGGGGCCGAGGCGGAAGCAGUGCUGCCGAAGGCGGGGCAGGGGCAGGAGGAGGAGGACGAGGACGAGGAUGAGGACGAGGAGGGGGAGGAGGGCGCGGGGAGGCGGAGGAGCAGCUUCCGGUGCACGCGCUGCGAGAAGGCCUUUCUGUACGAGAAGAGCUUCCUGAAGCAUGUGCGGCACCACCACGGCGUGGCCACCGAGGUGGUCCACCGCUGCGACACCUGCGGCCAGACCUUUGCCAACCGCUGCAACCUGAAGGGCCACCAGCGCCACGUGCACAGCAGCGAGCGCCACUUCCCGUGCGAGUUGUGCGGCAAGAAGUUCAAGAGGAAGAAGGACGUGAAGCGGCACGUGGUACAGGUGCACGAGGGCGGCGGCGAGCGGCACCAGUGCCAGCAGUGCGGCAAGGGCCUGAGCUCCAAAACGGCGCUGCGGCUGCACGAGCGCACGCACACGGGCCACAAGCCCUACGGCUGCACCGAGUGCCCGGCCACCUUCUCGCAGCCCUCAGCCCUCAAGACCCACCUGAGAAUUCACACAGGGGAAAAACCUUUUGUCUGUGAUGAAUGUGGUGCAAGAUUCACUCAGAACCACAUGCUGAUUUAUCAUAAAAGGUGUCACACAGGUGAGAGGCCUUUCAUGUGUGAAACGUGUGGCAAGAGUUUCGCUUCCAAGGAGUAUUUAAAACAUCACAACAGGAUCCACACUGGGUCCAAACCCUUUAAAUGUGAAGUUUGUUUCAGGACUUUUGCUCAGCGGAAUUCGCUUUACCAGCAUAUCAAAGUUCACACAGGGGAGCGGCCCUACUGUUGUGACCAGUGUGGCAAGCAGUUCACGCAGCUCAACGCGCUCCAGCGCCACCAUCGGAUCCACACGGGGGAGAAGCCAUUCAUGUGCAAUGCGUGCGGGCGGACAUUCACCGACAAGUCCACGCUCCGGCGGCACACCUCGAUCCAUGAUAAGACAACUCCAUGGAAGUCUUUCCUCGUCAUCGUGGACAGCUCUCCCAAGGAUGGCGAUGGGCACAAGACUGAGCAGCCCGAUGAAGAGUACACGCCAUCCAAACUCUCUGAUAAAUUGCUGUCUUUCGCAGAAAAUGGCCAUUUUCACAACCUGGCCACUGUGCAGGGCAGCAUGCCUGCCGUGCACGAUGACAGUCCUGCGGACCCGGCCUGUAAGUCGGACGGCCCUGUGGGGUCCCAGGACACGCUGCUGGCCACCACCAUCAACGAGCUUAGUGAGCUGACGCCGCAAACGGACGCGGGCCCACACAGCUCCACUCUGUGACUCACACGGACUAGAGCAUGGGGUCACCUGCCCCGCGGUCCCAGCCUUGCACCUGCACGCAUAAGGGCUGGACGCGAGCGUUCAUCAGGGGUCAAGAAGAACUGUGGGCAAAGAAGUGGGCAAGGAUGGCUUCCGCAGUUUCUUGAAUUUCUGCUAACUUGCACGUCUCUAUCAAUCAAACCGUUUCUCAUGGUUUCCCUUAGAAAUCCUGAUCUGCAUGGUCUCAGCCACACUUUAUCAGCAAACAAGGCAGUUAACAUAACCUCACCUAAUUCUGGUGGAAUUAUCCUAAUGCUUGAUGACCUUGACAUUCCUGAGGCUGGGGUUACUGCUCAGCUUCAUGGAAGUUUAUUUCUGAUACUUUAAAGCUAUUUUUUUACCAACCUGAAGUAAAACUGGGACCACAUAUUUAUUUUCAGCUGUUUCUUUCCUGUUGAAGCCAGUCAGGUGCUCUGGGACACUGGAAUGGGGCUAAAGAGACAGAUGACUGCACUUGUCCCCCUCUGCCCCCCUGUUUGUAGGCACUAAACACUUGUAAAGUAGCUGCUCACAGCACACAUGCAACUAGGAAGUCUGUCAUAAAAUGACCUGAGAUGUGGCUACAGGUUUCAUUUCUAAAAAUCCAAUUUUAAAAAGCUGUCCUACCAAAGACUAGCAGAAAACAGCAUAGUAGUUUUUGUAAAGAGGUGUGAAAAAUUAAGCCAGGGGCUUGAGAACACUUGAAACAUAGUGUAGUUAUUUUAUCCACGAGUAGCACUGAGGUGGUGGUAGCCAAUCUAAGAACACAGAAUACUAGUAGUUUUGCUAGGUUCUUUUGACAAUUUCUGUGAUUUUCAGAAACCCAGCAUUUCUCAUUAACAUGUCAAGACGCUGACACAGGCAAGUCACUGGCGCACAUGUUCCCCCGGGAGCAUGAGUGAAUUUGGCAAAAGGGACCAAAAGCCUCCGUACACUCCUCUUUGAUUAGCCUUAAGAGUGGACCAUGGAACCGCCAACCUUGUUUUAAAUGCACGUCUGUCUCAUGCUGGCCUUUGGUAAUUCUGCUGGCCUUACCCAGCCUGGUUCUUGAUCCAGUGGUGAGGGCGGGUCACUGUGCGCACAGUGCUUUGACUCACGUGACCCAGGUAAAAAGAGAAGGGGAAUUGUCACUAGUUGCUCUUUUUCUUACAUUUAAUUUAUUACACUUGCUGUUUCCUCGUUUUCUAAGAGGAAGGGUACUUUAUGCUAGUCCGGGAAGAAGACACAGCUGCACGAGAUGCCAGAAAAAGACCGAGGACACUUUCUUCCCCAUGAGACGGUGACGUCAACACCGAAGGUGCCGAAGGUGUGAAGGCGUCUGAGGUGCUGACACGGGCUGCAGGUGGCAGUACUGAUUCCACCUCCAGCUGUGACAGCGUGACCCACUUGUGUUCACAGAACAAAACAGUGACUCUCACACACGAUUUACUCGAAAGGAGAAUGAACCUGCCCGGCUAGUGAACUGUUUCUUGGGGUAAAGUCAUCUUAAUGAGAAGAAAUUUAAAUAAUAGAUUAUUUUGUUACCUAUUGGAAUAAUUUUUGUCUUGAAUUUGUUUCUUUAGAAAUUCUACAGAAAACUUUAAUGUGUUAAUAAAUGUUUUGUAAAAAUA
Molecule: messenger RNA, 4244 nt
Organism: Aethalodelphis obliquidens (Pacific white-sided dolphin)
Lineage: Eukaryota; Metazoa; Chordata; Mammalia; Artiodactyla; Delphinidae
Gene: GZF1
Product: GDNF inducible zinc finger protein 1
Exons: 6
Coding region: 463-2616 (717 amino acids)
Biological process (GO): regulation of transcription by RNA polymerase II
Cellular component (GO): nucleus
Molecular function (GO): DNA-binding transcription factor activity, RNA polymerase II-specific; protein binding
Source: RefSeq, a predicted model, not a curated record